Malaya genurostris is the source of this 3548-nucleotide messenger RNA. RefSeq lists its product as uncharacterized. Gene Ontology annotation, molecular function: zinc ion binding; metallocarboxypeptidase activity. The record is from RefSeq and is a predicted model, not a curated record. The transcript is spliced from 3 exons. The coding region runs from base 56 to 3526 and encodes 1156 amino acids. Gene Ontology annotation, biological process: proteolysis. Lineage: Eukaryota; Metazoa; Arthropoda; Insecta; Diptera; Culicidae.
UCUACGCGUGACAUCUUCCGAGAUAGGUUGAGUUUAUGUUCGACAGAACAGUAAAAUGAACAGAAACAGUUGUUUUUUCAAGAUUGUAAUUAUUUGUGUAGAGCUAGGUCAGGUGUUUUCCCUCAAUGCGGUAUACGUCAAUAAUCAUAAGAUCGAUAAAAAUGAUUUGGAUAGAAUCAAAUUGUUGAAUCCGACCAAAGCAGAUGUGGAUAUGACUAAGGGUAAUGUUCUUACGAAGGAAAAUUUCACGAAUCCUGUGAAGUAUUAUCAAUACCUAGUGGCUAGUGAUCCUGCUGGGCAUGUAGAUUUGUUGUGGGGAAAAAACAAAACAUACCUGCCGUCGAUAUUUCGCAAUAAUACCAUGACAGAAGCGCCGACCGUCGUGACCCUAAACUAUGCGGAUGACUUAUCACCAAUUCAGAAUACACUGAAUAAUACCACACCGUUCUAUAAGGGUGAUUAUUAUGUUAAUCCGGCAGAUAAAACCUCCACAACCACCACCAUUCGACCAAGGAAACAAAUAAAAAAACCAAAAAUAAAACCGGAACUUGUGAAGAACCAGACAAAGAUAACGAAGGAAACGCUCGAGUUAUUGCGUAAAUAUUUUAGCUUCAAUUGUUCAUUGACUCCCAUUCAUACGUCGACCACACCGUUACCCAAAACAAUAACCAAAAAGUCAAAAUCUCGGGUCAAAACUAGAACUACGACGACGGUUCGACCACCAGAACCAGCUCGGAAGGUCAAAAGUAAGAAAUCCUACCAACCGGUGGUUUAUGUCUAUCCACCAGUCAUCAGCAGUCUUGGUGGCGUACUAGAAAGCGUCUAUAAUUAUAUGCACGACGCAUUUAUUGACACUGAGUACAUUUCAGUGGAAGACGAAGACGAACAACGUACCGUAGAGAACUAUCCGGAAAUCAUCAGUGGGAAAAAAUCAAAACGGAACUUACAACACUCUGAUACAACCACGGCGUCAUCAGCAUCGAAACAGUAUCAAUCGGAUGUCAAGCGGUUACCUCUUUCUGGCAUAACAACAGGGUUUUCUGGAGAGACAACGACGAAGAACAAACUGACAACCAAUAUUCAUGUAACCAGUGAGUAUAGUCCUGCAACUCCCGCAACGUUGCCAAUUCUUUCGCAUUCGACUUAUGCAGAAAAGGAGCAAAGCAGUGAGGAAAGUGAAUCGGAAGAAGAUGAUGGUAAUUAUUAUGGAGGAUUUGCAAAUGAUAGUUAUGAAGACGAUGCGGAAUCUGACGACAGUCAGGAAGGUGAAGAAAGUGACGAAGACGAUUUGGAUGACGCAGAAUCAGAAAAUCAGAUUGAACCAAGUGAAAAUGAUAAGGAUUAUGAUUACGACGAUGAGAAUGAUAAAGUUACAGAGUCAGUGAAAGUGAAACGUCAAAAACUUCCAACUAGUGAUGAGGAAUACAGUGAUGAGUAUUCUGAUGAUUACGAUAGUGGGGAAGAUAAUGAAGGCGGUAAUGAAGGGGGAUUUUUCUCUGGUAUUUUUUCAUCGUUGGGGCGAAUCGUUCGAUCGCUGGGUUUCGGUCCUCGGACCACUGUAGAGUAUGAUGACUAUGAUGAAACAAGAAGCACUACUCCCAAGAUCUUGGAUAUAAGAAAGCGACCAACACGAAGCACUGAUCUGAGCUCACAGCUCCAACAGGAACGAGUGGAUGUAAAUUCUAAUAAACAGCAAUGCUGGAUGCAUUAUCCAUCUUACAUGUUUAACGAAGUUGAGGAAGAAUCUUCCAUUCCAAUCCCACCAUCUGCUGUGAAUGUUACCACCGAAAACGUUUCAGAUGAAAGUUGGUUUCAGCUUAUGACGCCAUGGAACUUUUUCAAUCCGUGGUCUUCGUGGGACGAUGACACUGGUAACGCAGCAAAUCACAACCAACACAUGGAAGCGACUACUGCUUCAUCAACGACUACCACCGUAACACAGGGUGGAUGGUUUCCAAACAUUUUCGGCAGUAUGGCCACAACUGAAAUGCCUUCCACAAAUCAAGUCUCACAGAAACCAUUGAUUCCAUUUCUACCAGCAUCAGAUCCACUUCAAAAUCCACAAACCUGGUUCAAUGUGAUAGCUCAACAUGUUUUCACAACAACCAGAGCCCCUAAGUCGACGCAACCUCCGUCGACAACUCAUCUAACGAAACCUAUCAAGGUGUAUUACAGCGGAUAUCAACUGUGGCGUCUCUAUCCAAAAUCUACGGAGAAUGUGCGUACUCUUGAGGAUUACCGAAUUUCACCGGAGGGUGUCAAAUUGCAAUGGUGGAAGGGUCCAACACUUAGCGGAUCAAACGACAUUCUGGUAUCUCCGAGUAUGUUGGAUUCGAUGAAGGAAUACCUGCAAGAUGAAGACAUAGCGAAAGAAAUAGUUAUCCAAGAUGUAGGACAAGCGAUUCUGUACGAAAACCCCAAGAUGACUCGAAGAGAACAAAUUGAAACUGAAGUUCUAAAUGGGCACCCUUUGACAUGGUAUCGAUAUCACCGCUAUGCGGAUAUUGUAAAGUUCAUGAACUACCUUGGAAGAAAAUACCCUCGCAAUGUGGAGUUGAUACACAUGGGGAGGAGCUUCGAAGGACGCCCGUUGACGGUCGUGAAGGUAAAAUUCGGUGUUCAGCGAUCGAGUGGUUCGAAGAAACAUAACUCCAAAUAUAUGAAAGGCAAACGCCGCCCUUUUCCGAAGAAAAAAGGUUCACGUAGUGCAGUGUUCAUCGAAGCAGGAGCUCACGGACAGGAAUGGAUUGCACCGGCUGUUGCCACGUGGUUAUUGGAUUGGCUAACAAAGGCCAUAGCGAACAACGAUACCGAGCUGGAAAAUGUCAAAUCUAUGGAUUGGUAUGUUCUGCCGAUUUUGAAUCCGGAUGGGUACGAAUACUGCCACACUUACGACCGGUUGUGGAGGAAGAAUCGGUCAAAGCAAACACAAACUCAAAGUACUGGAAUUAUUACUGCAGCAUUGAGUUGGUUGCAGUCACAAAGUACGCUUUCUAUGGAUUCAAACCAAUCGUGCUACGGAGCAGAUCUCGAUCGUAACUGGGAUCAUCGAUGGAAUGAACAGGGAGCUUCUAAAUCCGCCUGUAGUGAGUUUUACUCUGGGUACAGUGCCUUCUCCGAACCGGAAGCCAAAGCAUUGAGUAAGUUUCUGUUGAGCGGCCGCAGAAAUAUUGCAGUCUACCUUUCUCUGCAAUCGUAUGGACAGACGAUCAGUUAUCCGGACGAGAGGCGAUUACAGAACGAAGACCGGUUCAGCGACGUGCAUGAAAUGGCUACGAUUGCUGUAGACACAUUACGCGGUUCCGGAAGUCUCUCGUCAUAUCGGGUCGAUGCAGAAGAUGAGAUGUCUUAUCCCAGAUCAGGUACGUCGGUACAAUUUGCCAGAUAUAAAGCGGGAAUCAAGUACAGUUACACGGUUGAGCUCCCGGAUACGGGAAUUCAUGGUUUUUUGUUGCCUCCUUCCGGCAUCGAAAGUACAGCUAGAGAUACACUGGAGUUGAUUAAAGGUAUGGUAGAUUAUAUUUAAUCUAGAUUAAAAUAAUUUACAA